Molecule: messenger RNA, 2379 nt
Organism: Ascochyta rabiei
Lineage: Eukaryota; Fungi; Ascomycota; Dothideomycetes; Pleosporales; Didymellaceae
Exons: 1
Coding region: 1-2379 (792 amino acids)
Source: RefSeq, a predicted model, not a curated record
AUGUCUACCUCUAACUAUACUCCUACUAUAGAGCUAGGCUAUAACUUAUCUUACUCUAAAGAUCUAGGGCUUCUAUUCUGCUCUAAUAGUAGCUGCCUAACUAGUAUUAAUAGUAAUAAAAGUACCAAUAUAGUAGAAAUAACUAAGCAGCAUCUUAUAAAGCAGCAUAGAAUUUCUUUUAAAGAUAGAGAAGUAAAAAGGUUUUUAGAAGAUAUUAAAGACUAUUCUAUAGCUAAUAUUAAUAGUCUACACUCUAUAGAGAACUAUAAGUAUUUCUUUAAAGAACUAAAGCUUAUAGAAGAAGGUUAUCUAUGCCUAGUUAAAGAAUGUAAUAGUCUCUUUAGUACUACUAAAAGCUUAUACCUACACUUAGAAAAGCAUAGAAAAGAGAAAGAAAUACCUUUUACUAGUAGUAAAAAGACCUUCUAUAAAAGUAAUAUUAAGAUACAAAGUCUAUUUAAGAAGAAAGAUUUAUUAAACUACUUUAUUAUAAAAGAUAAUAGUAGUACUACUAGCGCUAUAGAGCCUACUAUUACUACUACUACUCUUAGUACUUCUAACAGCCUUAUUAAUAGCUAUAGAGAAGAGCUAGAAGCGUUUACUAAUGCUACUAAUCUAAGCUUUACUUUAUUAGAGAAUAAAGAGAUACCUUCUACUAUACGUAAAACUAAGUUCUAUCUCUUUCUUAAUAAUAAGAAUCUUAAUAGCUUACUUAAGCUAGUUACUAUUCCUAUAAAGAAGAGCACUACUACAGAAGAGAGAGUAGAAUACAAUCUACUUAAGCUAGUAGAAGAGACUCUAUACUCUAUAGAACCUCUAGUAGAGAAGCUAAAUAGAAGGCUUAGGCAGCAGCUACAAACAGAGGUACUAGCUACUAAUAAAGAGAAGAAUCUAAAAGACUUUAGCCUACUCUCUAGUAAGGAUGUGAAAAGAAAGUACUAUAAGAAUUUUAGUCUAUUUAUAGUCUAUCUAUAUAGAGUUAUUAGAGAAAGAGCUAGAGAUAAGUCUACUACUAGUAAGCAACCUAUUGUACCCUCUCUAGUAGAAGAGCUAGUAGCUACUAUAGUAGAGAAUAUAAAAGACUUUCUAGAAGCUAGUAAAGAAAACCUAGAAGAUAGUAUACUAGAUACUCUAUUUACUACGCUAGUUGCUAGAAGUAAAGAGUAUUUAAUAGCUAUAGUAGAUACGCUGCUAGAGCAGCCUCUAGCACAAGAUAACCUAGAAGAAUACCCUAGCUUUAAUAGUGCUAUUAUUACUUUUCUAGCUAUUAAAAGUAUAGAUCUAAAUAAAAGAGUUACCAAGGCAGCUAUUAGCAUAGAGCAAGAUUGCUCUUAUCUAAUCUAUUCUCUUAGGCUAUUCUCUAUAGCUAUAGUUAAUAGUAGAUAUAAUAAGUUAACUACUAGUAGUAAUUCUACUAGCUUAGAAGAGGUCUUUCUAGACUACUAUAGUAGAAAUUUAACAUUUAACUCUAGUAAUAGCUUUAAAGAAUUAACCUCUUUAAGAGCUUAUACUAGAGCUAUAGCUACUAACACGCUAACUAAGCCUAGAAUAAGAGAUAUUAGUAGCAAUCUCUUUAUAGUAGAUAAUAGUCUAGAAGUAGAUAUUAAGAAGCUUAAGAAGUUCUUUGUCUAUAUAGAAGAUACCUUAGAAGAGUUUCUAUUCUCUAGAAUUCUUUAUCUUAAUCCUAGUAAUCUAGAUCUAGACUUUAACAAGAUAGAAGAUAGUGUAGUAGAUACUAGUCCUACCUAUAGCUUUCUAGAAGAUAGUACUAACAAUAGAGACUAUAACCUAAAAGACUAUAGCUUCUACCUAAUUAAAAGACUAGAAGAUACUAGCUCUAUCUUCUCUAAGUUCUUUAUUAAUAGCAUUACUAGCACUAGUAUAGAUUUUAAUAUCUAUAAUAUAAGAAAAUAUCUAAAAGAUAGGCAAGAGUUUAUUAAGCUACUAGGUCUAGCUUUCUAUCUACUAGCAGCUUGCCCUAUUAGAGGCACAGAGGUAGAGUUACUAAAGUAUACUAAUAGCCUAGAGCUAGGCUCUAGAAACCUAUAUAUAGAUAGCAUUACUAAGCUAAUAAAAGUAGAGACUAGCUAUAGCAAGUCUAAUAGUAUUACUAAUAGAGAUAAUAACAUAGUUAGGUUCUUUAGCCCUAAGUUUAGCUACCUACUAAAAGUAUAUAUAACUUUAGGCAUACCUUUCUAUAACUACCUAAACUUUAAGGUGUUUAAUAUAAAGAAAGCUAGUCCUUAUUUACUAGAAGUUAAUAAUAAGCUUAUUACUAGUAAAGAUAACGUACCCCACGGACGAGCCGGUCACCAGACAAGUCGGUCACUUUUGCCAAGCCCCUACCAAACUACCCUUCACAUACUAAUGCCUUCUUAA